GUUUUCUAUUAUGUACUAUACUUCUAUUAUGUAUUACACUAUAUAUUUAUGGAAAUGUAAAUUAUAAUACAUUAAUCUGCAAAACUAAAUUCAUGUGAGUACAAUUAGUUAAAAUGUAUCCCUUACAUUAAAUGAUAUAAUAAAGUUACUUUGUAAUUGCUUUUUCACCAACUUGUAUAUUAUAUCAAAUGUAAAAUUCUGUUAUUUAAAUAUUUAAUGUUUAAAACCAAAUAUUUAAAAAGCUGUUGCAGAAUGAUUUCUUAAUAUCUUACUCACAAUAAAUAAAAUUUACAUUAACUAAGAAGAAAACGUCGCAAAAACAUAAUACAAUCUUAUUUUUCAAAUACUAAUUUAUUUCCUAUCUAGAAAUACCGUAUAUCGCAAUGUAUAUAUAUAUGGCUAAUAGGUAGAGUUCUAUUAGGUAGACAUUGUACUACAUAGCGAAACUGAUAUCGAUCGUAUCGACAAAAAUAAGAACUACAAUAAAAUUCUAACUAGCAAUACUUGCCCUCUUAUGUAUUAUUACAUAAGUUUCUCGAGAAGCAUUGUUCGCGGAGGGUAACUAGAAGUUAAUAUGUGUAACGCACUCCCUUGCAAAUUGAUCGUCUCAUAGUUUUGAGAAUUUCUUUCGCAUGCGCUAUAUAUGCAUUUUGAUGAGUAGGAGGUAACUUUGCUUUGUGAAAAUGGGAAACUCAUCAGUCUCUAGAUGACACUCAUCAUGGAUACUUCGAGGAGUUCGAGAUAUCGAGAUUUCGAAUGGGCGGUGAAGCUAAAUCGUUUUAGUUUAAAACUAAUCGGACUGUGGCCUAUGACUGAGGACCAUAUUCCAGAAAAUAUAAUAUAUAAAUGUCGGCCUUUGAUUAUUAUUUUAAUAAUAACAUUCGGCAUUCUGAUACCUUCGAUACAUUCCUUGAUAAGAAUCCGUUCGAAUAUCAUGCUAUUGAUAGAUAACUUGCAAUAUACUCUGCCGAUUAUCACCUGUACCAUUAGAGUCGUAGUUUUCUGGUGGAAGAAAAAAGCUGUUACAUCGGUGUUAAAUAUGGUAGCAGAGGACUGGCUAAAGGUAAAAAGCACGCAGGAGCGCAGUACGAUGAUCGGAAAGGCACAAACUGCGCGUAUAAUUAUCACAUGCGCAUAUGGCGCAAUGAUGAUAGCGUUUAUUUUCACCGCCGUCUUACCCAUCUUCGGAAUUUCGACAAGAUAUCUGACGAAUACCAGCGACCCGUUGCUACCAUUGCAGACGUAUCAUUUCUAUGACGUGACAAAGAGUCCGCAAUACGAAUUCACGUUCAUUCUACAAAUUAUCAGUAUGUUUUUUGGUGUUAUGUCUUAUACUGGCAUCGAUAAUUUGCUUGGACUACUAGUGUUCCAUAUCAGCGGCCAAUUCGACAUUCUCAGGAAUCGUAUUAUGCACAUGAAUGAUUAUAUUGAUUUCCAUGAUAUUUUAAGGAGCAGUGUGAUAGAUCAUAUACGCCUACUGAGAGCCAUUGCUAUUAUAGAAGACACAUUUAAUAUAAUACUUCUUGCAUUAUUUAUAUACUUUGGUAUACUUUUUGCCUGUUAUGGAUUUCUGAUAAUUAACUUAAUAGAAAAAGAAAAUGAUAUAUCAGUUACCCGUUUUAUAUAUCAAGUAUGCAUCCUGAUCAACACAUUUGGUCAUAUGUGUGUCUAUUGUGCAGUAGGAGAGAUUUUAAUAGCACAAUGCGAACAAAUUCACUAUACAGUGUACAAGUACAAAUGGUACACUCUAGAUCCAAGAAACAUAAAAGGCUUACUCUUCUUGAUGGUAAGGAGCAGUAAACCGAUUUAUCUCACCGCUGGGAAAAUAUUUCCCAUGACAAUGUCUACGUUUUGCAGUCUAAUAAAAACUUCGGCCAGUUACAUAUCCGUCUUGCUUACAACGAAAACCUAAUCGAAAAUGAUUGUUCCCGAUAUAUUAAUGCUGAUAACUUAAUUAUGUAAUCAGCAAUUGAAGAAUUACAUAGUUAAAUAAUAAUUUACGGAAUUUUUUUAUAAAUAGUUAAAUUAGUUACUUAUAAUAGUUCAUUAUAUCUUGCAAAUAAAUAGUUAGUAAUAUUAAUGCAAAUUUAAUAAAUUGCAUAUAAUCUAUA
Molecule: messenger RNA, 2111 nt
Organism: Ooceraea biroi (clonal raider ant)
Lineage: Eukaryota; Metazoa; Arthropoda; Insecta; Hymenoptera; Formicidae
Product: odorant receptor 43a
Biological process (GO): detection of chemical stimulus involved in sensory perception of smell; sensory perception of smell
Cellular component (GO): plasma membrane
Molecular function (GO): olfactory receptor activity; odorant binding
Source: RefSeq, a predicted model, not a curated record